UGUGUCUGCACGGUGUUAUGAUUUUUGUUAAUUUUUAAAGAGUUUUCUAAUAUACAUUUGAUGAUCAGAGAUCUUGUGUAGUUGAUUGUGUUCACUCCAAAAAAGAAGAAGAGGUUAACAUAAAUACAUCUAUACUUGCUGCCUCAAAUCAAAUCUAGCGCAUUAUUGAACGUUUGCUCUUAAAAGAAACUUUGCUAUGGAACUUACGCCAGAGGUAGAGUUUGCUCAAAAACUUGUGUCGAACCAGCCGAAAGUUAGGGAGAAAGUAUUGAAACAAAUUGGAAAAUGGUUGGCAGUCAAAUCUUCUGCAGAUGAAGCAUUUACAGAGGAUGGUAUGCUAAAGCUAUGGAAAGGACUUUUUUUCUACUUUUGGAACUGUGACAAACCCUUGUUUCAAGAAGAAAGAGCUGAUUUGAUAAGUAAAUAUAUUCAUGCUUUCAAAAAGACCAAGUAUUCCUUUUUAUAUAUGGACACUUUUUUCCAAACCAUGUCAAGAGAAUGGUUUGGCAUUGAUAAAUACAGAAUUGAAAAGUUUAUGAUGUUUGUCAGAAAAUUUUUACGGGAAUGUUUUGAAGUUCUUAAGAGAUCCGAGUGGAAUUUUAAACGUGUGAAACAGUUUCGAAAAGUUAUGAAGAAAACAGUUAUCAGUCCAAAAUCAGAAAGUGCACCUCUUGGGCUAAAAAUUCAUAUUUGUGACAUAUACAUGGAAGAGCUAGCAAGAGCAGGCUCAGAACAGCUAACUCCAGAAAUGAUCACAUGGUUUUUAAAUCCAUACUUAAUUGUCUUCUGGAAGUGUGAUGACUCAUCUUUCCUUGAAAAUGUAUCAAAAGAUGUCUUCUUAUAUCUAUUAAAUCAAGAUGCUGAUGAGCAAGAAUUUCAUGAAUUCCCUGUUUUAAAGUUUGAUGCAACUGAAAUUCAAAAGUUGUUAUUGGAGCAUGCAACAAAACCAACAAUCAGAAAAUUAAAUAGGAGUAGGAUGUAUGAUGUUAUUCAAGAGUAUGAGAAUUUUAAGAAUAAUGUUUCUUCGAUGGACUCCAUAUUCUUUGAAAAGAGAAAACCAAGUCGCAAAUUAAGGAAAAGGGCGGUGGAGAGAGCAACAUUAGCUCUUGUGAGGGAGGAGGAAAAUUUUUCUCAUGAGAAGAAAUCUCAGAAACCAAAACGAAAACGAGGCAGUGAUAGUGAGGAGGAGGAGGAAGAAGAAGUUGAUAGCAAUAAUGACAGCAAUAAUGAUGACGACAGUGAUGACUUCUGAAGAAAAUUGACAUGUACAUAUCAAUAUGAUU
This is a messenger RNA of Uloborus diversus, 1283 nucleotides long. Its product is annotated as ribosomal RNA processing protein 1 homolog A-like. Lineage: Eukaryota; Metazoa; Arthropoda; Arachnida; Araneae; Uloboridae. Gene Ontology annotation, cellular component: nucleus; preribosome, small subunit precursor; preribosome, large subunit precursor. Gene Ontology annotation, biological process: rRNA processing. Bases 197 to 1252 code for a protein of 351 amino acids. The record is from RefSeq and is a predicted model, not a curated record. The transcript is spliced from 9 exons.